This is a messenger RNA of Linum trigynum, 2917 nucleotides long. NCBI's taxonomy places the organism in Eukaryota, Viridiplantae, Streptophyta, Magnoliopsida, Malpighiales, Linaceae. The record is from the annotation of a GenBank genome assembly.
CGCCUACGGCGGCAAUUAAUGCUUAGUCCUGCAGUAUUCGAGGUGAGUAUCCUAGGAAGAUCUCCCAUUCUCCCCCUAACGGCUCUUUGUGUCAGGCGUCCUAGUACCUGUCAUGUCCUAGUAUGGCCGCCUUCCUUUCUCUGUUUCUUAUGUGUUACGUUCCCCCAGACGUCUUCUUGGGCCCUUUGGACGGGCCUUACCCUUCUGGGCUUCCAAGCCCUAUACUGCUCAGCUAUGGCCCAACACUUGGGGAAGGCACUUAGGUGGCUAAACAACCGCCCACCUCAGCUAUCACCUCAUGGGACGACCUCCUCAACAAGUUUAUGGCUCGUUAUUGGCCUCCUUCAAAGACGGCAGAGUGGAGAAAGAAGAUUUUACAUUUCGAGCAAGAAGAGGACGAAACCUUGAGGGAUGUUUGGGAGAGUUACUCCUAUUACUUUCUUCAGUGCCCUCACCACGGGUUUGAAGAAUAGUUUCGGAUUGAAACCUUCUACGGAGGCCUAAUGCAAGAAGAAAAGAUCAUCAUUGACUCCUUGUGUCAGGGGAAGUUGAUGAAUAUGGCUCUGCCCCAAAUAAGCGAGAUCCUAAAAGAAAUGGCCUUUAGGGGGUAUGACUGUGGGUUGACUAGAAGUGGAAUAAGAAGCAAUGAAAGGGGAGUGAGAAGCGUGGGAGCGAGUGCUCCGCUUGAGGCAAAGUUGGAUAAGUUGCUUGAGGUUAUGCUUGAAGAUAAAAGACAAGGAAAACAGGCGGUAAUGUCGUGCGACUGGUGCUCGAGUACUAGCCACGAGAUGGCGGAGUGCCAAGCAAUGAAGGAGGCAACCACUCCGGAGGAUCAAGUCAACUUUGUGGCAAAUGCUAGGGUCAACAACCCGUAUAGCAAUACUUAUAACCCCGUAUGGAGGAACCACCCCAACUUUGCUUGGGCAUAAGCGGCUAAUCCAAGGCCCCUGGGUUUCCAAGGCCCCACCCAUUAGUCACCAGAUGCCUCUUGUGCGUUCUCCUAUAGAUGCAACGAGGCUCAUCUUUGUAAAGACGUCAUCGGUUUCUGGGUUGGCCACGAACCUCACACAGGCGACCCAACAUAGGAUGGAGGCUGGGAUUUUGGAGGCGGUCGAGAAGGGGUUGGGGAAGAACACCAACUUGAUAACAGGGGAAGUAUCUUGAGGUUCUGGAGAAAGCACUGGAUUCUUCUAGACCAGCUGCAUCAUGUGUUGGGCGAGGAAGAAAUCGGCGGUCGGUUGAUUAAGAAGAAUGAUGUGAUUAAGAUUAUUCUUGGUGCGAAAGUAGCUUCAGAUGGGUAUGUUAUGUGGGGGUAGAGUCUGUGAAUGAGAAGGGGUUGGGGAAGAAGAGAAGGGACGGAGAGGGGUAACUAGUCAAUAACAGGGGUUGGGUCAGUGGGUGAUUGGGUUUAGGUUGAGUUUUAUGACAUAGAGGGUUAAUAAUGUGGCAUGUCUAUUUUGUUUUUUUUUAAUUAGGUGACUUAACACCUCUGUUAGCCACAUCAGCAGUUAACUUACGGCACUAACAGAGUCUGAUAGAGGUUAACGGAGCAUGACCAAAGUUGGACUGUGUACCUAAUUUAAGUGACUACGGAUGAAAUAAAGUAAUUUUAGUGGCAAACGUAAAAAUUUUAUGUAAUUCUAGUGACCAAACUUGCAAUUUAGCCAAAAAAUUUUAAUCAAAUGGAUGCAACAUGCACCCUACCUUUCAUUCAAAAACCACUCAGGAUUCAGAGUUCUCCUGAACAUUAUACAUAAUCCAGUUGCACAACAUAGGAUCCAAAAUUGGAAACAAAUGUAAACCUAAAGGUACUAGGUGACCUCAACUAGCAAGAAAGUCUGCACACAUAUUACCUUCCAUACGAACAAUAGAAACAUCUCAUUGUCUCUUAAGCACCUCAAAAACUCUAUCCAAGAUGGCUGCAUGGCGAUGCUUAGUAGAAUCGGUGCUCCGAAGCAAAUUCAAAGCACAGAUUCAAAGGAAUGAUCUAAUAACUGAACAAUUUCAGUUUCCGUCAACAAAGCAAACAACCAAACAUUGGAAUGAACUAUAGGGAACUGACUGCCAAUAUAAUAGACCCAUCUGCAUCAGAUGCGAAAUCAACAAUAGACCCAGAUGGAUAACCCCCGUAUUUCUGCAACAUCAGAGGAACAAUGAUCAGUCAGACCCUGGAGAAGAUAGCCAUAAAUAUCCUACAACUCAGCAACAUUUUAUUAUGAGUUUCGAUUUCUUCGAAAGGAAAUAGAAUCGAAUGAAAAAUAAAUACAGUAAGCAGCAAAACAAACAUGAGAGAACGUUGAGAGCAUCCCUCGCAGACCAUGAUAAAGGACCGUCCGGAUUUCCUCCACGGCGGGAAGCCGAGCAGCAUUUUUCUGUGCUUCCACAAUAAGACAAACCCCCAUGAUUUCAUUAACCUCAGUCUUUUUCCCCCUUGCAUUCAUUCAUUUAUUCAUUCACACAAAUUGGAACUUAAAAAAAAAACCCUACCUGGUGAGCAUUGAUCAAUUGCAUAACAUCUUCCCCACCCCCGAUUUCGGUACCAUAUACAGCCUAAUCACCAUGAAAAGUUCAUACCUUUUCUGCUCCUCGAACACCCCAACAGAACGGAGUUGUUGAGAGAAAGAAUCAAACUCUCAUUGUGUGUGCUCGAACCAUGCUCCUUGAAUACAAUCUCCCAAAGUUCUUUUGGGCUGAGGCAGUUAGUACAGCCUGUCAUGUGGUCAAUCGUGUCUUGAUUAGAAAAGGAUUAAACAAACUCCUUAUGAAAUUUUUUAAAACAAGACACCUAAUCUGUCAUAUUUUCACCCCUUUGGGUGUCCUUGUCAUACCUUAAACACCAAAGAAAAACUUGGUAAAUUUGAUGCUAAGUCAGAUAAAGCCAUUUUUCUAGGAUAUUCAAUAAAGGGUCAAGCAUUUC